Trichoplax adhaerens is the source of this 705-nucleotide messenger RNA. RefSeq lists its product as uncharacterized. Lineage: Eukaryota; Metazoa; Placozoa; Uniplacotomia; Trichoplacea; Trichoplacidae. The record is from RefSeq and is a predicted model, not a curated record. The transcript has 8 exons. The coding region runs from base 1 to 705 and encodes 234 amino acids.
AUGCCGCGACGAUCAGCUUUGUUGAAGAAGGACGUUGGUAAGAAUGAACAGACUAUAACAGACAAGAUUCAAGCUUCAUCUCCAAUUCAUGGGAUCUCCUCUGCUGGAAGCCAUAAAAGCUCACGUCCAAUUCCAGCAAAGAAAAUAACUUGUUCAUCUGGCAAUUCCACUUUAAAACGGGGCAGCCAAAGAAAACAAGAAAAAAACACGAGUAUCAGUUUGGAUCGAAAAUCGUUGCAAGAUCAACUAAAAAAAAAUAAAAAAUUGGAAUGUCCGAAAUGUUCUAUUCUUUUCAAGACAGUUAGUGGAUACAUUUAUCAUCAGCAACGUUGUGGUCAGGAGAAACCUAUCAUUACAUGUACACUAUGUGAUAAAACCUAUACCUCAGAAGCCGGUUUACAGUAUCAUCUGAAGGUUUCUCAUGGCACUGAUAAGUCCUCAACCGGACUAGAAGAUUUAGAAGCAGAAUCUUCUGCUGUUGUUAUAGGAAAUAAAAAGAGAAAGUCUGCUGUAAGGGCCGCGGAAUUAAUAAUUUCAACAGCUAAUGCUGACGACGAUGAAGUGGAAAUUGAAAGUACCCAGCUAGGUGGAAACAAUAAGGAUGUAGCAUUAAAUAAAAACACGAUAAAGACUGCUCGCGUUGCCUUAAAGAAGAAUGGUGCUAUUAAGUGCCUUAAUAAGGUUUCCAAUCCUCGUUCGCUUUAA